This is a messenger RNA of Stylophora pistillata, 2446 nucleotides long. RefSeq lists its product as uncharacterized. Lineage: Eukaryota; Metazoa; Cnidaria; Anthozoa; Scleractinia; Pocilloporidae. The record is from RefSeq and is a predicted model, not a curated record.
AACACCAAAGCAUAAAUAAAAUGUUUAAUGGGUCAUUCUCAUAUGGGAGAAAGUCAAGCUUUCAAGUUUCAAACACAAACGAAAAGAAAAGCUCGACAAAGAAAGCAAGAGGCACACGUUUUCGUUCGAACGGGACAGAAUUACGCAAAAAGAAAGCAGUUUCUGUCGCUAACAAACCAAGAACGAAAAUUAUCUAUCCCGUUGGGGAUCCUAUGAAAGAUAUUAUAAGCAAAGGAUAUUCAGAGGCGCGUGGAUUGUAUGGUGCAGGCAUUUCAUCGCAGGUUGCACCAUGGCCAUUAACAUAUACUCCCGUCACACCACAGCCACUUUCAUCGGGGGUUCCACCGUGGCCCUUAACAUUUACUCCCGUAGCACCACAGCUACUUUUCCGACGCUUUCCUUUGCUCGCUUUUCCAAAGGGCUCACCCCAAUCGCUGAUGGAACUCUCCCAAAAGGUAGAUCAGUUUCCAAACCAAGACUUAGUUUCAGCCACUGGAAACAUUCCAUAUGAUAUGAGCCAACCGGCUACUGACACAAGCAAUGUUCCACCGGGCUCAUCAUGGCAAGAUAAACGAAAUGAGCCAAACAGCGUUAGUGCAACUUUGAAUCUUUUUUCCAGUCAAGAGCCUUUUGGAUCCUCAGAGAAACCUUCAGUGAAGAUGCUAAGAGAUGAACGGAAUGAGGAAAAUGAAACCGACCAGAAAGGAUCUUCGUCUUCAAGUUAUUCAUUAAACGCGAAUGGCUUCCCAGAAAUAUCACAACCGUCUAUACCUGGGUUUGCAAGCCAAAGCUACUCGGAAUCUCCGGCAGAAACUGCACAGGCCAUACCAGAAAACGAGCAGUUCGGAAAAGGCGAUCAUGGUUUACCGGAUGAAGAAGAAUCGGAAGCGGAAGCGGAAAAAUUCACUGAUGAUGGGGAACGAAAUGAGGAUGAAGAAAGCGACUCAAAUUUCACUCCAGGAUUAGUUGACGGCUUGGAUACCAUGCAGACAGGUUUACUGAAACAACAGUUUGAUAGCACUCCUUCUUUUAAAGGGCGAGUAAUGGAUAUAUUUCAUACAUUUGGGUCUCCUCAGUGGGGAAGGAGACCACCUUCUCUGGAAUCACUCUGGCGUCGAAGAGCUAAUUUACGGCAAAAUGCUAUGGCGCCUCAGAAAGCACUUUUACAAGAACGGGCCACAUUUAGCACUAAACAAGAUGUACAACAAAAUGUUCCUGGGAGUGUUCAAGGAAAUGUUUUAGGUCUGUCAGUCUCAGAGGGAAACAGGCAUAUGCUUAGUUUACCUAAUCUAUCUUUAGACUCCAUCGAAAAAGCAAUCGACUCAGCAGAUAGGGAACAAUCGACAACUGAUGGAAAAACUGGUUCAGGCCAUAGUUAUGGUUCACGAAGGAUGGGCAAGGCAGAAGAGAUUUUCACAGAUGACAAUACAAGUGAUUAUGGUUCUCCUGCCAAAUCAAAUCCAUCAAAGACAAAAAUACACGAUAUUCACAUGAGACAUGGGAAAUACGUGCACAGUUUAGACUGGAAAUCGCCACUACUGGGUCCUUCACAGGCACCAUUCGAUUUCAAUUGGAAACUUGAAAGAGCCCUUACAAAAUGGAAAGAUCCAGCCGAUUCAGGACCAGACGUAGCUAGCAUGGGAGAGAAUUUGGCAGAUGAUACAUCCCAAAAAGUCUUUCUGAAACUGAAAGGUUCAAAUGAUAACGCCGAUGUUGUUCCUGGCUACACAUUUGAUACCCAAGGACAACGCUCAGGACCACUCUUUCUGCCUAACCCACCUCCAGAACUUGCCAAUGACAGCAAUGCAGAAACAGUGCUGAUGGUACCAGAGCUAGGAAACAGGGUAAAAGAGGAGCCAGAGUCAACGAACUCUGGUGCAAAAUAGCAUACCAUCAGUGAUAAAAUGAGUGGGGAGAAAUCAUUCAGGGGGUAAAGAAAGAAUGCUAAAGAUUUAUCACUGUGUCUUUCUGGCCUAGAAAUUUUUAGCCAUAAGGUUUGGUUAACCUCAAAUAUACGUUCGUAAUAUUCCACAGCUGAAAAGCCCUAACUUGUGGACACCCAUUGAGCUACAUAGGAUAUUUUUUAACUUCGUUGCUUUGAGCAGCUUCCUACUAAGGUUCUGUUAGCGCAACAAUAGUAGUACAGUGCAGAAAAUAAAGAGUUUAGAUUACAACUUCAAACUUAGUCAUUCAUGACCUCGAAGUGACUUUUUAGAUGUAGAAUUCAUACGAGGAAAGCCUUAGCCAUUCAAACGCAACUCUGAGAAUGUUAAGGUUUAAUGAUCACGAUUUGCUGGUGUUGAAAAGACUUUGAUGAGCGGAAGGUGUUCAAGAACUUGUAAUAGCAAAGACAGUUUACAUAAUAACUUUUGUUGUUCAGGCGCGUAGCGUCCUCUACGCAUAUACGCACGUGCGUACUUGAAGUGACCAGAAAAUUUUGAAAACA